Messenger RNA from Seriola aureovittata, 2121 nucleotides. Its product is annotated as trophoblast glycoprotein-like. The record is from RefSeq and is a predicted model, not a curated record. NCBI's taxonomy places the organism in Eukaryota, Metazoa, Chordata, Actinopteri, Carangiformes, Carangidae. Gene Ontology annotation, cellular component: plasma membrane. Gene Ontology annotation, biological process: negative regulation of canonical Wnt signaling pathway. Bases 319 to 1554 code for a protein of 411 amino acids. Gene Ontology annotation, molecular function: protein binding. The transcript is spliced from 2 exons.
GUGUAGGUCACAGGCUGUGGAUGCCCUAUUUGUCCUCUGUACCUUUAAGGGAACCACGCACCUUUUUCAUCCAGCAGAUUCUGUGUGAUAUGAACUAUCAUCAAUUUACGGGAACCUUUAUUCCGUGAGUGGAGCAGAUGAGGAGAGACUGAUGCUGGAGGGAGCAGUCUUUGUUUUUUGUCAGAACAAAAGCUUAGGAUAAAAUGUAUAAUUUGACUUAUUAAUUCACAUGGAAUCAAGUUUUUUUUCUGCUGUAAUUCCUACUCUUGUGCGUUAACAUUUUUUUAAUCUUUCCUUUUCUUUGGCUAGAAUUCAGAUAUGUGUAUUUUUGCAGUCCGUGUGUUUUUGGGAAUCCUUCUUUGUGCACCAUACCAGUGCUUGGAGUGUCCUUUUGGCUGCGAGUGUUUUGCUGUCACUCGCACAGUGAAAUGUGUUUCUAAGGAUCUGCUCACGGUGCCACAAAGUGUUCCAGGAUAUGCAAGGACUGUCAUCAUCACAGGGAAUAAUAUACACCAGAUUGCACCUGAUUCGUUUACAGAGAUGGAGAAUGUCACCAACAUAAUUUUAAGCAAUAAUAGAAUUACAGAGAUGGCAUCCCACAGCUUCUCUGUCCUCAUCAACCUGCGCUUCCUGGACCUCAGUGGGAACCAGCUGGCCCUCAUCCAUCCGGAGGCUCUCAGUAUACCCGGCAGUCCCCUUCAGGAGCUCAACCUGAGCCGUUCGCUGUACAACUUCACCGCCCUGACAGACCUCACCACGGCUCUACGCUGGGGGGGCCUCGGGGGUCUCCUCCGCCUCGACCUCUCUGGGAACCACCUCGCCCUGCUUCCCCCAGGCAUGUUCUCCCACCUUCCCAAUCUGCAGCAGCUCUUCCUCACCAACAACUCUCUGGUAGCUGUCUACAGUGGGACGUUCUCUGGUAUGAACCAUCUGGAAGUGCUGGACCUGACACAGAAUGCCUUCAGAAUAUUCAGGGCCGAUGCUCUACAAGAGCUGGAGAAGCUCGGGAAUAUCCACAUCCAUCUUGGUAACAACCCUUAUACUUGCUCUUGUGAAAUCCAUAAUUUUGUCACUUGGCUGAAUGAAUCAAGAGCUCUGCUAGAUGUGGAUGCUGUGAGAUGUGCUUCACCUGGAGAGUUAACCGAAGCCCGUCUGCAAAGACUCAGUGUCCAGGCUAUUGGGUGUGUUGUUCCAGUCCAAGCAGGGGUGGCUGACCUCACCCUCCAGACAUCUUAUGUUUUCCUAGGGCUGGUGCUGGGGUUUGUGGGGAUGGUCUUUCUUUUUGUGCUCUACCUGAAUCGCAAAGGCAUGAAGAAUUGGAUCAUUGAAAUGAGGGAUGCAUGUAGAGACGUUAUGGAGGGAUAUCACUACCGAUAUGAGAUCGACUCGGACCCCCGGCUGGGGCACAUUACAGCAAAUAAGGGUGGCAGCCGGGCACAAGCGCAUUUAAGAUUAGCUCUGUCACAGCAGCUGCCAAAUGAUAUCUGCAUUGUCCAGGUUCCCACAGACACACAGAUCAAACAGGUGACAACCUUCCCACCUAUGAACUUAUGAUCUCUUACUGAAACUAAAAUCAUUAAACAAAAUAUGAGCUUGGUGUAGAUAUGGAUAGUUUAGGCCAGUACAUUUAUAAACUAAUUUUAUGUUUUUGUACUUACUGCAGUUAUAACUGAUAAAUCUCACCCUAAAAGUGCCUUCGUGUUUUUGAGGCACUGUAGCAUUGUAUAUGUAAAUUGACAUUAAUAUUGUUUGUUUGUCAUACAUUUUCUAAGAAAAUAUCACAUAAGACAGAUUGAAUUUACACAAAAAUCUCAGUUAUUGUUAACUAACGUUUUUCUUUGUUUUUUUGUAUCAUCAGAAGACUGCCUGAUAAAUAAAGGAAAUAGAUGGUAGAUCAUUGGCAUGGAAAAUGUAUGUUGACCUAAGAAACUGUACUCCAUAGGCACCCAGUAAAUUUUAGAAUAGGUCUAAAAAAAAAAGUAAAUCCCUGAAUUUAGACAGCUAUGUGUUACUGAGUAGUAUUUAUAACGUAAUCAGUAUUACAAUAGUCUAAGGAGUAGAUAUUAAAGCCACUGUAUGAUGUGAAACCUGUAUUUACAUUGAGGAUAAAUAAAGUGACAU